CUUGCUUCAUUUAAAAUGCCUCCCCUGCCUAUCAGCUGAUGAUGGCCGCAGGAAGGUGGGCCUGGAAGAUAACAGCUAGCAGGCUAAGGCCAGACACUGACACUUGCAGUUGUCUUUCGUAGUUUUUUUGCACUAACUUCAGGAACCAGCUCAUGAUCUCACGAUGUAUGGAAAAAUAAUCUUUGUAUUACUAUUGUCAGAAAUUGUGAGCAUAUCAGCAUCAAGUACCACUGGUGUGGCAAUGCACACUUCAACCUCUUCUUCAGUCACAAAGAGUUACAUCUCAUCACAGAUAAAUGCUCUUGUAGAGAAAAUACUCAUUAUUUUGUGUCCGAUGGCUGGUGUUAUUGGAAUGAUCCUCUUAAUUUAUUACAGUAUUCGCCGACUGAUAAAGGUGACUGCUUUGAAUGUAUAAAUUCUAAAGUACUUCAGAAACCUCAGACAUUACAGUCACACCAUGAUAAAAUCUGGUAGGUCUGAUGACAAGGAAUGGUGUUUGUUGCAUACUUAAAAGAUUGCAGACAGUUCUACAUUAAAGGUUCUUUCUGUGGGUGAGGGGGCUGUGGAAUGGGGGAGAUGCCAGGAUAUGUAUAGAGCUUAAUUUCACUUGGUGGGAUUAUAGCUAAUUUUUGUCUUUUUCUUUAUACUUUUUUUCUAGUUUGUUAAUUUUCUGUAACAAAACUAUAUUACAUUUUUGAAGA
Molecule: messenger RNA, 701 nt
Organism: Pan troglodytes (chimpanzee)
Lineage: Eukaryota; Metazoa; Chordata; Mammalia; Primates; Hominidae
Product: glycophorin B (MNS blood group)
Exons: 4
Coding region: 164-415 (83 amino acids)
Cellular component (GO): plasma membrane
Source: RefSeq, a predicted model, not a curated record